AUGAAUGGUGGAUGUGAAGCCCUCGUGCAGGAAAUGAGAAACUCCAUAACAUCUGACACCGGGGACCAGAUCCGUGACCUGCGCCGGCCGCGCGGAGGUGGCGGGUUGGACCCCGCCAGAACUCCGCCGCAGAUUCUGGCUGGCUCGGGUUACUGCAAGUGGUUUAAUGUCCGCAUGGGGUUUGGAUUUAUAUCGAUGACCAGCAGCGAGGGGAAGCCAGUGGACCCUCCACUAGACGUGUUCGUUCACCAAAGUAAGCUGGUGAUGGAGGGCUUCAGGAGCUUACGGGAGGGCGAGCAGGUUGAAUUCACCUUCAAGAGGUCGAGUAAAGGUCUGGAGUCGCUCAGGGUCACGGGGCCCGGCGGGGGUCCAUGCUCGGGCAGUGACCGACGCCCCAAAGGGAAGGCCCCGCCCCUCAAACGCAAACCAAAGGGAGACCGGUGUUAUAACUGUGGAGGUCUGGACCACCACGCUAAAGAGUGUGGCCUUCCACCCCAGCCAAAGAAGUGUCACUACUGUCAGAGUGUCACACACAUGGUGGCCCAGUGUCCCCACAAGAGAGUGCUGUCCCCCUCCACGUCUCAGGACCCCCAACGCCCCUCCACCUCUGCUCAGUCCCAGGAAGAGGGAAGCCAGUCAGGCUCGUCGUCUUCUCCGGAGGAAGCAUCUCAACGGGGGAGUCACUCCCAGCGCUGGAGAAAAAGCCGGGACUGA
Sinocyclocheilus anshuiensis is the source of this 714-nucleotide messenger RNA. Its product is annotated as protein lin-28 homolog A-like. The record is from RefSeq and is a predicted model, not a curated record. Lineage: Eukaryota; Metazoa; Chordata; Actinopteri; Cypriniformes; Cyprinidae. Gene Ontology annotation, molecular function: mRNA binding; zinc ion binding. Bases 1 to 714 code for a protein of 237 amino acids. Gene Ontology annotation, cellular component: nucleus; cytoplasm. The transcript is spliced from 4 exons. Gene Ontology annotation, biological process: pre-miRNA processing.